Messenger RNA from Aethalodelphis obliquidens (Pacific white-sided dolphin), 1924 nucleotides. It is a transcript of the gene NFYC, whose product is annotated as nuclear transcription factor Y subunit gamma. Gene Ontology annotation, molecular function: RNA polymerase II cis-regulatory region sequence-specific DNA binding; protein heterodimerization activity; DNA-binding transcription activator activity, RNA polymerase II-specific. Bases 302 to 1621 code for a protein of 439 amino acids. The transcript has 10 exons. The record is from RefSeq and is a predicted model, not a curated record. Lineage: Eukaryota; Metazoa; Chordata; Mammalia; Artiodactyla; Delphinidae. Gene Ontology annotation, biological process: regulation of transcription by RNA polymerase II. Gene Ontology annotation, cellular component: nucleus; CCAAT-binding factor complex.
CCUUUGACUGUUAAAGUGGAAGGAGGCUGCAGGGCUUCAUUGGAGCCUCGGAGUUUUUCACUGAGGCAGGGGUCAGCUGAAAGACAAAGAAAAAUGGCGAAUAGUUUGCUGGGGGGUGGGGGGGACAGCUGUUCGGGUUUUCACUGGACUGGACAUUCCAGACUCAGGUUUCUGCAUCUCCUGCUGCCUUUUGUUUCCUCCGUCCUUUUUUGGGGGGGAGGGAUAGGAGUGACUUAAAUUCUCCCUGUCCGAGGAGAUAUAAAUAACUACAUGUAAAAUUAAUGCAGUUCCCGUUGUCAAAAUGUCCACAGAAGGAGGAUUUGGUGGUGCUAGCAGCAGUGAUGCCCAGCAAAGCCUACAGUCCUUCUGGCCUCGUGUCAUGGAAGAAAUCCGGAAUUUAACAGUGAAAGAUUUCCGAGUACAGGAACUCCCACUGGCUCGUAUUAAGAAGAUUAUGAAACUGGAUGAAGAUGUGAAGAUGAUCAGUGCAGAAGCCCCUGUGCUGUUUGCCAAGGCGGCCCAGAUUUUUAUCACUGAGUUGACUCUUCGAGCCUGGAUCCACACAGAGGAUAACAAGCGCCGGACUCUUCAGAGGAAUGAUAUCGCCAUGGCAAUUACAAAAUUUGAUCAGUUUGACUUUCUCAUCGAUAUUGUUCCAAGAGAUGAGCUGAAACCACCAAAGCGUCAGGAGGAGGUGCGUCAAUCUGUGACUCCUGCCGAGCCCGUCCAGUACUACUUCACGCUGGCUCAGCAGCCCACUGCCGUCCAGGUCCAGGGACAGCAGCAAGGCCAGCAGACCACCAGCUCCACAACCACCAUCCAGCCCGGGCAGAUCAUCAUUGCACAGCCUCAGCAGGGCCAGACCACACCCGUGACCAUGCAGGUUGGAGAAGGUCAGCAGGUGCAGAUUGUCCAGGCCCAGCCGCAGGGUCAAGCCCAGCAGGCCCAGAGUGGCACUGGACAGACCAUGCAGGUGAUGCAGCAGAUCAUUACGAACACAGGAGAGAUCCAGCAGAUCCCGGUGCAGCUGAAUGCCGGCCAGCUGCAGUAUAUUCGCUUAGCCCAGCCUGUAUCAGGCACCCAGGUUGUGCAGGGACAGAUCCAGACGCUUGCCACCAAUGCUCAACAGAUCACACAGACAGAGGUCCAGCAAGGACAGCAGCAGUUCAGCCAGUUCACGGAUGGACAGAGGAACAGCGUGCAGCAAGCUCGAGGCUCUGAGCUAACGGGAGAGGCAGAGCCCAGAGAAGUGAAAGCCACAGGAAAUGCAACUCCCUGCACCUCUUCCCCGCCCACCACACAUACCCCCUCUCACCGGGCUGGUGCCUCCUGUGUCUGCUGCUCCCAACCACAGCAGAACUCCACUUCCCCUCCUCCCUCUGACGCCUUGCAAUGGGUGGUGGUUGAGGUAUCUGGGGCCCCCAACCAACUCGAGGCCCAUAGGGAGCUGCAUGCCCCUCUCCCAGGGGUGACCUCACUCUCUCCUCUCCACCCCUCGCAGCAGCUCUACCAGAUCCAGCAAGUCACCAUGCCUGCCGGCCAGGACCUCGCCCAACCCAUGUUCAUCCAGUCAGCCAACCAGCCCUCCGACGGGCAGGCCCCCCAGGUGACCGGCGACUGAGGGCCUGAGCUGGCAAGGCCAAGGACACCCAACACAAUUUUUGCCAUACAGCCCCGGGCAAUGGGCACAGCCUCCCUCCCCAGAGGACCCUGCCGACCUCAGCGCCUCCUGCAGGCUAGAACACUGGUGCACUACGCCCGACGCCUGGGGGCAGAGAUUCUCCACAACAGAAAGAUGCAAUAUUUUUUAUUUCCUUUUUCCCUUUUUUUUUCUCCACGGAAUCAAUAUUUCAAUAUGUUGAGCUGUGUGUCCAAUGCUAUGAAAUGAAAAUAAUAAAUAACAUAUUUAUGGCAUUUUCUUGAA